AUGGUUGCUAUCUCGGGAGAUCUUGGAGACGUCGUUGCUUCUCUUUGUUGUUCUCUUUGUGUUGUUGGUGGUGGGGUCUUCUCCAGUGUAGGCUGGACUGAUUUUCUUCUUUGUGAUCGCCUUCUUGGGGAUGGGGUUGCUGUUGGUGGUCUUUGUGAUCGCCUUCUUGGGGAUGGGGUUGCUGUUGGUGGUGCAUGCGAUCGCCUUCUUGGGGAUGGGGUUGCUGUUGGUGGUGCAUGCGAUGGCCUUCUUGGGGAUGGGGUUGCUGUUGGUGGUGCAUGCGAUGUUGCUGCUGGUGAUUUUGUUGCUGUUGCUGCUGCAUGUGGUGGUGCUGUUGUUGCUGGUGCUGCUGCUGCUGGUGCUGUUGUUGCUGGUGCUGCUACUGGUGGUGGUGCUGUUGUUUCUGGUGCUGGUGAUGUUGUUGCUGGUUGUUGA
Ipomoea triloba (trilobed morning glory) is the source of this 435-nucleotide messenger RNA. RefSeq names its product glycine-rich protein 1-like. The transcript has a single exon. The coding region runs from base 1 to 435 and encodes 144 amino acids. NCBI's taxonomy places the organism in Eukaryota, Viridiplantae, Streptophyta, Magnoliopsida, Solanales, Convolvulaceae. The record is from RefSeq and is a predicted model, not a curated record.